UUAGAGUAGGAAGUGGGAUUUCCUUCGCUCACCAACAAAGCAGCUGAAGCAAAAAUGGCAGCCACCGAUGUUCAGGAGUUUAUUCAGCAAAAUAGAGCUUUAGCCGACCAGGUUGAAAACCAUCGUGGUAUUUCAGAAACCAAUAAGCAGUGGGACGCUAGGCGGGAGUUCGUCCUUCGAAAUAUAAACGAGUUUGAAGAGGCGCAGAUUGACCAGCUGCUGGCUCUAUCGAUGGUGUGGGCCAACAACGUGUUCAUGGGCUGUCGAUAUAACACCGAACUUCUGGACAAAGUAAAUGAGAUGGCUGACGGCAUCGUAGUGGAGGAUGCCCCGGUAUUCCAAACAAGAGAAGAAAUUAUGAAGAAAGUGGGUCGAUGACCGGAAUGGAUGAAGAGUCGUCUGGUAUCGAUGACAAGAAUGAAGAGUAAUUGGACAAUGAUUACGGUUUUAAUCAGUUAUCCCGAAGAUAACCUAAUAUGUGUAGUUCCUCCUCAGAUUUGACAUGGUUUUAAAUUGUUGUCGGCCCUACAAACAUGUAUUUUAAAACGUUUUUAUUCAUGAAAUAUUGUUCAGAAGGUGAUUACCAUCCUUUGUAUAGCAUUGUUUUCUCUACGUUACUGUCCUUUGGUAUUGCCUUCUAGCAUUGAUGUUGAUCCCUGUCGGCUAGUAAAUAAAUGAUUUCCAUGA
This is a messenger RNA of Gadus macrocephalus (Pacific cod), 687 nucleotides long. It is a transcript of the gene xtbd1, whose product is annotated as CDKN2A interacting protein N-terminal like. The coding region runs from base 55 to 378 and encodes 107 amino acids. NCBI's taxonomy places the organism in Eukaryota, Metazoa, Chordata, Actinopteri, Gadiformes, Gadidae. The transcript is spliced from 3 exons. The record is from RefSeq and is a predicted model, not a curated record.